Phytophthora nicotianae INRA-310 is the source of this 2946-nucleotide messenger RNA. RefSeq lists its product as hypothetical. The record is from RefSeq and is a predicted model, not a curated record. Gene Ontology annotation, biological process: cilium assembly. Lineage: Eukaryota; Oomycota; Peronosporomycetes; Peronosporales; Peronosporaceae. Bases 51 to 2243 code for a protein of 730 amino acids. Gene Ontology annotation, cellular component: centriolar satellite. The transcript is spliced from 7 exons.
AUCCACAAUGGUAUCGCGAUCUUGAAGCGACGUGAUCACAUAGCGCCUCGAUGGCGGACGAAGAUCGGCGCUUCCGCCGUCUAGCAGCGCAACUGGGCGUCUCCAGACACGUGCUAGGACCGGAAAACGCAGCGGAUGCCACUGGGACCUUGUCAACCCGCGUUGAAAGGACUGUGCACGAGGCAGCAGACGAUGAGCAUCAGGUGGACGAGGAGAUAGACGUCGAGGGGCCACACGACGAAGACGAAGAAGAAGGGGAGGAAGACGUUGGAGAGAUCUCGCUAACUCUUCCAUCCGACUCGGCCAGUGAGGGGCUGUCCAGCGACCUAUCGCUUCCGCAUUCGUUCGGCCACUACGACCAGCUAUCCACUGGCCGCGGCAUCUCGCGCUUUGAUGACCAUUUGACCGCGUUAUCACCUGGCCAAUUGCCUUCUGGUAGAACCAACAGGUUGCAGCAAACUUUACCGCAAGUAGUUGCUAUGGGGACCAACAACGCAACGUCAGAGGUUGUGAUGAAGCAGUUCUAUGAGAUCCAGGUCGGCAAGAUUAGGACGCAGUUGGUGCUGAGUGUACAAGCGCAGAAGGAGCUGGAGAAGACGUUGCAACAAGAACGAGCUGCGUGGCAGGAGAAAGAAGCGGAGAUGGAGCAAAAAUCUGAUGAGGAACUUGAUCGGCUUGAGAAGGCAUUAAAACAAGCUCACGCUGACCUACAGGCUGCACAAACGCGACUUAGGAUGGAGAAAAUGCAUUUCGCUACACUCCAGAUCUCAGACGCUCUCGCUGAGCAGCUUUCUAGACAGGACGAGGAGGAUCUGUCCAUCCGCGAGUAUAUUCAAUUGUCCAUUCAUUCCAAGGUGCGAAAGCUCGAAUCGGAGCUAGAACGCUGUCGACAGGAGGUGGAAACUUUGGAAAAGAUCAGCAGCGCAGAUAAAGCCGCCGCGGCUGGUGCCUCAGAUGAGAUUGCACAAGUGCAACGCAUCGCUGAGGCAAAGGAGAGGCGACUACAACAUGAACUAGAGCUAUCCGAGGCAACCCGACAGGAACUGGAGAACCAGAUCAAAGCUUUGGUCGACCAAGUUGACGGAAUGAAGGAGGAACAGCGACGCAACGAGGAGAUUUACAGCGACCAAAGAGGUCUAAAGAAGGAGUCUGACCGUCUGAAGAGAGACUUGCAGGUUCUGCAGAGUGAGCAUGACGAUCUCAAGGCGCGGUUCGAUGAAGCCUCAGCUACAAGCAGCGAUUCACACCAGAAGAUCGCGCUUUUGACAGCAGAUAAAGCGUUUCUACAGGAUGCGAAGACGCAACUGGAAGAUCAAGUUGCAAAUAUGCGAGUAUCACAGCAGGAAAUGCAAGGGAAGAUUAAUUCACUGCAGGAGAAACAUGAUGACAACCUCAGCCAGAGCGCACAGCUACAGAACGAGACGCGACUGCAUUUCGAAAAGAAAUUAGACGAUGAAAUGGCCAAAUUCAUGGAGCUAUCGAAACGGGAGAUCGAGCGGAUCCGCAACGACGGCCAGGUGGUGUACGAGCGAGAGAAUCGAUUGUUGAAAGAAGCGCGUGACGAUGCUCUGAAGCACGUCGAGGUGCUGCAAGUGCGUUUAGAUAGCGUGCAAUCUGCGCUGGAUGAAAAGGUCCUGGAGGCGACUCGGAUGGAGAGUACGCAUACAACAGCACUGGCUACUGCGCGUAACGAGCUCAAGAUGAGGCAUUUUGAGAUAAGCCAGCUUAAGUUGACGCUGGAAGAGAAGGCUAGAGAUGCUCGAAAUGCCAGACUGGAGAUCGAAAUGCUCACUCAGAAAGUGGAAGCGCUUAAAGAAGAAUUCGCAAGACUGGAGACAACUUCGACUACACGUAUCACCCAACUAGAAGCUGCAUUGGAAGUGGAGCGCAAUAAGCUGAAGGAGUACGAAUUACUAGAAAUCGACUUGGACGGUGCCGUGAUCCAAACUGGAGAGAUUGCUGUUGGAGACAAAGGAAACCAGGCAGAUGGGAGUGUAAAGGUGCAAGAGGUCAUGACCACGUUUGGUGCGAUCCCGACAACGACAAAAAGACGGUUUCAGCAGAGUGUGCUGCUUGCCCAGAAAGUUGUCAAGUCUCAACGAGAAACGAUUGCGCUCGAACAAAAGCUGAACGAAGUGACUAGCGACCGGACGAGACUUCAGCAUGAAGUCACCGGACUGAAGACUAAACUAGCGAGUUUCCAGCAACCUCAGUCGUAUCUGGUAGAUUACAAGAGCUUCUAGGUGUUUGUACUGUACUAAGAAAUGAUUUUGUCAUUGCAGAUCGACAAGUUGACACGACGAGAGGAAGAGCUUCAAAGAGCAGUGCGGAGGUAUCAGGAAGCCCAGUCGCAGCUGCAGCAGCUGAGAGCGCAGUACCAACACGCUCAAGAUGCGAACGCGUCGCUGCAGCAGCAGCUCCAGCAACUGCUGACACGUCGUGGGGAUCUUGAUGCGCUCAAGGCCACAGUUCAACUACUGCAAGGCAAAAUCCAAGCUCCCAAUAACAAACACAAGGAGCUCCGACAUGGAAAUGUUAAGGUCCAGGUGGCACAAGACCAUGGCUUCACGAGGCCAUCACAUGCUGCCGGGACUGUUGAUGCGGCGCCAUCCUCACCAAUUGCCGCGACGACUGGGAAGGUCUCCCCACCGCCGUCUAUAGCCUCAAAAAUGACCCAACCUCCAACUCCACAGCGCCAAAAAGAUGGCUUGAGCUCCGUCCGAGUUGCGUCUGAAGUUUCCAGCUCCUUGUCAAGCAUCUCGAGCACCCCCAGGUGGUACACGAAGCUUCGAGAUACAAACCGAUGACGACGGCCACAUCCGCAUCACAGGAGAAAUAUUCAACUUGGUUUAUAUCCGAAAAUAUCAUAAGAAUCGAUUCCAACCGGUUUCAGAUUUUUAUUUCGAACGUCAAUAAAAAUUAAUAGAAAUGUUAUAUAAUGAUUAU